Molecule: messenger RNA, 940 nt
Organism: Bemisia tabaci
Lineage: Eukaryota; Metazoa; Arthropoda; Insecta; Hemiptera; Aleyrodidae
Product: farnesol dehydrogenase
Source: RefSeq, a predicted model, not a curated record
CGAAAGCUGAGACAUAGUUAACAAGUAACCAGAAUUUCUGAAUUUCGUAAAAAUAAAAAUGGAUCGCUGGAUGGGAAAAAUAGCUGUUGUGACGGGAGCUUCAUCAGGAAUCGGUUUGGCUACCGCCAAAGCCUUCAUCCGUCAUGGCAUAACAGUCGUGGGCCUCGCGCGAAGGCACGAGAAGAUGAAGACAGAAAUGGCCGGCACGGAGGGACCUGGAAAAUUCUACGCGCGACAAUGCGACCUUUCCAAAUUAACCGAUAUCGAAGCGACAUUCGAUUGGAUCCAAACCGAACUUGGGACAGUGCAUAUCCUCAUCAAUAGCGCUGCUGUCAUAAAGCCCGGAUCGAUCCAAGAUGUGAGUAAUGAAGACCUCAUGGCGAUGAUCGGUGUCAAUUUCAUGGGCGCGCUGCACUGCAUGAAACAGGCGAUUCCACUGAUGCGAGCGAAUGGUGAAAACUGUCAGAUUGUGAAUAUAAACAGUCCUUUCGGCGAAAAGACGGUGAGUUUACCGGGCGUCCACCUGAAUGUUUACUCCCCGACUAAAUUCGCUUUGAAGUCGCUGACUGAUACGGCUAUACAUGAACUUUUGUCGACCAAAAUUCGGGUUUGUACUGUGAUCCCGGGGCGUGUUGACACCGAGGGGCGUCGAAAAGCGGGUUUGUGGCGGGCGAUCGGUUCUGGUGUGGAUACUCAUCCACUCCUGGACGCGGAAAACGUUGCUGACGUCAUUGUGUACGUCGUUCAAGUGCCUCAGUGUGUCCAAAUAACUGAUAUUACUGUCAAACCUUCUGGCGAGGACCUUUUUUAAUCCUAAAAAAUGUUGUUGUGAUUACUUUAAUCAAAAAUACUAAGUAGAUAAUAUUCAAUUUUUUUUACCAUACUUUUGUAAUUAUAUGCACUCACAAUAAAAUGCCUGCAGUUUUUGAUUAUUGCAAAU